Molecule: messenger RNA, 1848 nt
Organism: Truncatella angustata
Lineage: Eukaryota; Fungi; Ascomycota; Sordariomycetes; Amphisphaeriales; Sporocadaceae
Exons: 4
Coding region: 1-1848 (615 amino acids)
Source: RefSeq, a predicted model, not a curated record
AUGAAGGAUUUUGACUGCGUGGUUGUCGGUGCUGGAUUGUACGGGCUAGCUGCCGCACGGCAGUUCCACCACAUGCAGCCUGACUGUUCGCUGGCCAUAUUCGACUCUCAGUCAUCUCUCGGCGGGACUUGGGCAGAGGAACGUCUAUACCCCAACUUGAAGAGCAAUAACUUGCUGGGAACCUAUGAGUAUCCCGGGUUUUCUAUGAACAGCGGCGAUUUCAACGUUAAUCCCGGCGAGCAUAUCACCGGAUUAGCACUUCAUUCCUACCUUAAGGCGUAUGCUGAGCAUAAUGGAAUAGCAGACCUCGUUCACUUGAACCAUAAAGUGCUGUCUGCGGAACAUCAGGACAAGGAUGACGGCGGUUGGGUUUUGAGUGUUGUGACGUCUGAUCUGAAGGAGAGGAAGGUGUUUGCCCAUCGACUCAUCAUUGCGACGGGACUCACUUCGGAUGCCUUCCUCCCACAUUUUGAUGGGCAAGAAGAAUUCGGCGCCAGGAUAUUCCAUGGGAAGCAUUUCCAACAGAAUAGCGAUACCUUGAAGACCGCCGCCGCGGUGACCGUAUUUGGCGCAAGCAAGUUUGCCUGGGAUGCUGUCUACGCAUAUGCUACUGCUGGGGUGAAGGUGAACUGGGUUGUUCGGUCGAGUGGCCACGGCCCGUGUUGGAUAGCCAGCCCGUAUGCGACGCCUUUGAAACUACGGAUGGAGAAGCUCGCUAACUUACGCCUUCUGACCUGGUUGAGCCCGUGCAUCUGGGGCGAAGCUGAUGGCUAUAGUUGGAUCAGGCACUUCUUCCACAGCACAGCCAUCGGGCGAUUUAUCGUGGACUUUUUCUGGAAAUGCAUGUCGAAUGACGUGAUGGCGCAAAACAACUACAAUGGACACACAGACACAGCCAAGCUAAAGCCGUGGACGGAGGCCAUGUUCACAGGCGACAGCUUCAGCGUCCUGAAUUACGACAAGGAUAUUUUUUCGCUCGUAAAAAGCGAUCUUGUGCAUGUACACAUUGGAGAGAUCGACCAUCUUAGUCCCGGUAAGGUGCACCUUGGAGACGGCACGGCACUCGCGUCGGACGUCCUCGUCGCGAACACAGGCUGGAAGCACGUGCCGGGUAUCAAGUUUCUUCCCGAGGGCAUCGCGGCCGAGCUGGGCAUCCCGCACCAGCAGACCGACGCCAUGGCGAUUCCUGAAGACCUCGCGAACCAGCAAAGCCUAGUCGAAGCAGCUGACCGGGAGAUCCUGCAAAGGUUCCCACGCCUCAGGCGCCAGCCGGUGUGGAACCCGCACUACAAGCCCAUGACAGAGCAGAAAGGGAUCUCCAGCGCCGACGACGUGACGCCGUACACGCAGUUGACGCCUUACAUGCUGCACCGUUUCCUGGUCCCCGCAUCGGCUCGGUUUCUGCGGACGCGCGAUAUCGCAUUCGCGGGGAUGAUGUCGAAUUUCAGCAACGCCAUCACGGCGCACAUCUCCGGGCUGUGGAUCAGCGCCUUCUUCUCGGGGAAGCUGACCGUCGAUCCCAGCUCGUCAGUCCUACCAGACGGUAAUGGGGAAAGGGAAUAUGUGCGCCGGAAGCUGCAGUAUGAAACCGUCUUGCACAAUCGUUGGGGAAAGUGGCGAUAUCCAACGGAUUGGGGAACCAAGAGACCGAGCUUCACGUUCGACGCUAUGCCGUACUUCGAUCUGCUGCAGAGGGAUCUCGGGCUCGACCCGCAUCGUAAGGGAGGCUGGUUCGCGGAGAUAACGCAGCCGUAUGGGCCCGAGGAUUAUCAGGGUAUUGAGGAUGAGUGGAUGCAAGAGCAGAAGCUUAUCAGCAAUAGUGUGCAGACAGAUCUUUCGGAAUAUUGA